GCACGGGAGAGAUCCAUGGUUCAUAAGUAGGAAACCUGUCUUAACUGACAAGACGCGUUUUGGGGUGAAAUGGAGGAGUUCUCGUGAGAACUCCAAAGUUAAACGUGCUCAGUGUGGAGUACAACAAGGAUGGGUGACCUUAUGGGAAGUCACCCUGAAUUGCACCCCAAAGCGAAAAUCGUGUGAGUGUAGAGGCCCAAAGCGGACAGUUUCUUGUCGGGAAAAGGUUCGGGAUGUUACAAGUGGUAUCAGAGCCUCUCCGCGUCCCUCUUGAACGAUGGUGGGGCAAACCUCAACGACGGCGUUACGUAACACCUUAGGCGAAUCUCACAUCGACAAAGUACGGGAGAGAUCCAUGGUUCAUAAGUAGGAAACCGGAAUUAACUGACAAGACACGUUUUGGGGUGAAAUGGAGGAGUUCUCGUGAGAACUCCAAAGUUAAACGUGCUCAGUGUGGAGUACAACAAGGAUGGGUGACCUUAUGGGAAGUCACCCUGAAUUGCACCCCAAAGCGGACAGUAUCUUGUCGGAAAAAGGUUCGGGAUGUUACAAAAUUCGUGAAACAAAAUUAUGAUUUAGUUAGUGUAUAUAGCACCUACCCACCAAAUAGCUCAUUUGAUUACCAUAGGGUGAGUGGUGGGUGGUUUUAUGCGGGUUUGAAAUCACGUUGUGGUGGGUGAAAGAGAAAAUGGCUCACACCCCCACCCAAAUAUUACAUGUGGUUGGGUUGGGUGAUUCGGUGGAUUUGCAACAUAUAUUUUAUAUUAUCACAAAUGAUAGUUUUAAACUUAAAAUGAAAAAAAAAUUCAAACUAAAUAAUGCUUAAUCCAUAAAUCAAGUGAAUAAUUUAUUUUACAAUAUUGGUACUGGUAAUUGUCCAUAAAUUACAAAAUAUUCAACGGAUAAACAUAGGUGUGUUCAAACAGUGUGGUUACCGUGGUAACCAUUUUAACCCGUAGUAUUUGGUUAAUUUGUAUGAUGAAUUGGUUUGGUUAAAUUUUUUAGCUUGUUUGGUUUUGGUGGUUUGAUUUCAGAAACUCCUAACCAAUCAAUACAAACUAACCAGUUAACUAAUUAGUGAUAUAUCUAAUAAUAAAUAUUAUAUACACAUACUUUAUAAUUUGCAUAACUACUCAAAAGUCAAACGUUCCUCCCUCUUAGGCUCAUUAAAAAUAAAGCUUGAUAUUGUUUCUAUAUUGUAUAUUUGUAUAUAUAGAGUGUAAAUCACAACAUUAUGGACGUCUAAUUUAGAUAAAACUAAUACAUUAUGUUGGAAACAAACUUGCGAGGAAGGUCUUUUUUAGCCUAGGAUAAUUGCUAAGAGAUUAAGUCAAUUUACAUUACACAACAAUUCAUUAACCCUAUAUCAUUGAUAUAUAUUUUUGUUACGUGAAUAUUUCUAUUGAUAGUAAGAUAAUUGUAUUAGUUACAUGUAUUUACUUUAAGAGUUAUAUAUAAUUAUGUGUUGAUUGAUUAUCAAAAAAAUUAUGUGUUGGUUGUUAUGUUUUAUUCAUUAUAUAAAUUAUGAAUUGAUGCAUUAAUUGGAGAUUUUUCUCACUUAAUGAUGUGAUGUUAUAUCGGUUAAUCUGGUUAACCAAUUAACCAAACCGAUUAAACUUUAGUUUGGUUAAUUUAGUUGUUGUAUUAGUUUGGACGGUUUGAUUAUGCAUUAUAUUCCAUGGUUAAUAGGAUUUAGGCCUGUUUGGUUUGGUAAUUACCACGAUAACCAUUUGUUCACCCCUUAAAUAUGGUCUAAGCCUGAUAAUAACCAAGGUUCAAGAAGACACUAGGCAUAAUGCAAACGUUUUGGUCUUGCCUAGCGCCUCAUUCGCCGAGAAUAGUUUUUUAACCUAUAGUUGCAAAUUACAAUUCCAAAUCGAUGGAAGGCAUGAAGGACAAAUCGGUGGUAGUUUAAGAUGAUGUCAUUUUGGGGAAGACAAUUAUCUUUUUCUGUCGUUUGUCUUCUAGUUAUGUUUAAGUGUACGUCCAAUUGGCUAAGCACACCUCACAACACAAUCAUUUGAUCGAAAUUGAGAGAAAUUUUUGUGAUUUUAAGGGUUUAAUUUUUCGGUAAAGUUAUAUGUUAGAGCUUUGAUAGUUUGAGAUUAAAAAAUUGGGUGGGUCGCGGGUCAACCACUGUCUAUCCAUCCACAGCCACCCAAUUUUUUGUGGGUUAACUAUUUUACAACCCACACCCACCCAUAAGAACCACCCUCAUAAUAAUGGAUGGAUCGAUUACAGGUGGAUUUGUGAGUUCAAACCACCCAAAUGCUCAACCCUAGAUUACCGUUAGUAUAGUUGAAUUUUCUCUUUGGAAACAAUGGUGGACUAAUCAAUCAACUAACAAUAAGACCGUGAUUUACGUCAUGACUCAUUAAGCAAACGAACAGAGAAUGUCAAAGUCAAGGCGGGCUAAUCAAUUAGCAAUAAGCCAUCAAUUAACGCUCCUUUUCCCCCCAAGACUACGGGAGCCAUGUCAAAGUCCAUGCCUAACCUCUUUUGUACUCAUUUCUCAUUGCCGUGAAGGACGCGGAAAGAAAGAAAAAAAGAAAUGGCAGCACUGCAGUCAUCACGGCCGGGGUCCGUCUUCUAGUUCUGUUUGCAACUUCAUGAUGGCCACUCUGCUUUCUCUAGCUUGAUCAUUCAUUAACCAUGUGCAUGCAAAGGAAAUUUUUAGGGUUGCUGCACUCAUCGGCCGGCCACUAAUAGCGGCCAGACUUUCGCCAAUCAAAUUGAACUUGAUCUUUGGGGAAGUUAACCGUUAUAGAGACAUAUUGGUACUGAUAAUUGGCUUGGUUGUUAUUAUUUCUUAACAGUUGGAGUUGGUCAUGACAAUAAGAUUUUGGAAAUUAAGAUAAGUCAUUGUUUGUUUAGUUUAGAUUAGGUGGAAUGAGAGUGGGUACUGGGUCUUUUGGACGAUGGAUUUAAUAAAUGAUGCAAUUUGGCACAAUUAUUUCGAAAUUACCUCUUCUCACAAUUGCCACAUCAUUCAUAACGUUUGCCUCUUUUUUUUUUUACAAUAGUCAAUAGGUAAUGUCAAUUCAAAUCAACGAUAGGAGUACAAGUAUGCUUUCAAUUAAAUUUAAUGCAAAACGAAGCAAUUCAAAUUGUCUCGGGCAUUCCUAUUCUCUGUUGCCAAAUGAGGCCAAUUGAUCCAAUUACUUCAUUUUGAGAAAAUUAAGUCAAAUUGUAUCAUCCAAUUCCAUCAUUUUAGAAAUGAUUGAGUUCAUAUAUCAUGAAAUAUAAUACUCUCGCCUUUAUCUUUCAUAAUUCUCCUUUUAUCAUUGUACCUCUCUACAUUUCAUUUUUGUAGCAUUACAUCUUACAAAAAUUGCAUCCACAAAACAUGGUCAAACAUCACAUUCCAUGGAAACUUUCAUGCAUUGCAUACAUCCACAAACCAAGAGGGGAAAAAUAAGGUGAAAAUACGGAAGAACCAAAUUAAAAAGACUCCCCACUUGACUUCUGAACAAUACAAACCACGUUAGUCUUUGCCCCUUGCCCGCCAUUUUCCACUCGAUGCUUACUAUAAAUUGCCAACCCCCCCAAACCUUCCUAGCUCUCCACUACCAAAAUUCCUCCCAUCAAAACCAAUACUUUUAAGCUCUCUCUCUCUCCCUAGUCCUUAUGGCUUCAGGAUUGCGCUUCCAAGUCCUAGCAAUUCUGUUUCUUGCUCUGGCUCUCACCUGCCUCCACCCAACUCACGGGGAAGAAACAACUAUAACAUGCGAGAAACUGGAGCAAGGCGCGUGCGCCUACGCGGUAUCAUCGACGGGAAAGCGGUGCGUGCUGGAGAAGCGCGUGAAGAGGGGAGGUCAAGAGGAGUACAGCUGCCGGACGUCGGAGAUCGAGGCCGACAAGCUGAAGAACUGGGUGGAAACCGAUGAGUGCAUCAAGGCCUGCGGAUUGGAAAGGAAAGCUCUCGGGAUCUCGUCGGAUGCCCUCCUCGAGCCCGGAUUCACGCGCCACCUCUGCUCUGCUCAGUGCUACGAUGCCUGCCCCAACAUCGUCGACCUUUACUUCAACCUCGCCGCCGGCGAAGGGGUUUUUCUACCGAAGCUGUGCGCGGCCCAAAACGGUCCAGGGCGGAGGGAAUUGACGGCCGAUAUUAUUAAGAGCUCAGGCGGCGUGCUAAUUGCGCCGGGGCCAAUUCAGGGGGUGAGCUACAUGGUCGCACCAGCGACGGCGCCGGUGCCAGAUCAGCCACUACCGAUGUCGCCGGAGCCGGCCAGUUUUGCUCCGGAGCCUAUGUCACAGAUUGAUUAGUUGAAGCGACGAAGGUAAUUAAGAUGGACGAUAUGAGAUUCACGAGUGGGAGAGAUUGAUUAUCUAAUUAAUAUAUAAUAAUAAAGAUGUUUGAUUUUGAGUAUGAGUGAACGAUGGAUAGAAUAAAAAAAGAAGCUGCGCUGAGGAUCCAAUCUGUUAGGGCCGGCCUGCUUUGGUUUUGAUUAUUUCUAUUUACGAUUAAAACGAUAAUUUGUAGACCUAUAAAAAAAAAAAACGAUAAUUUGUAGUGGUUCGAAUUUCAUAUCAUCAAUAAAUAUUUUAAUUUUAUAUGAUACAUAGUAUUAGUGUCAAUUUCGCUGGAUAAAUUAGUAAUAAAUUUUGUUUUACCAAUAAGUUAAAAUUGAUCAUCUGAUUGGCAUGUAGAACAAAACAUAACAUGUUGCUGAUGACACGACUACUUUGAGUUACUAAUUAAUAGUAUGUAUUGAGAUAAUCGACAUCAAUCAGUUUUGUUAGGCUGAUUAUUUUAUUAGCAAGAGGACAGCAUGUGCUAAUACUUCUAAUAUGCAUGGACCAUGACGAGCUGUAGCUUGGAAUAAUGCCUGGAUAGUGGAUUCUUUGUAAAUUGGACAACAAAACAAACAAGCUUUUGUUGGGGGGUUUAUAAAAAUGAAUUUGAUAGUACUAAAAGACAAUAUGUACU
This is a messenger RNA of Linum trigynum, 4930 nucleotides long. Lineage: Eukaryota; Viridiplantae; Streptophyta; Magnoliopsida; Malpighiales; Linaceae. The record is from the annotation of a GenBank genome assembly.